This is a messenger RNA of Chaetomium globosum CBS 148.51, 1530 nucleotides long. RefSeq lists its product as uncharacterized. The transcript has a single exon. Bases 1 to 1530 code for a protein of 509 amino acids. Gene Ontology annotation, cellular component: mitochondrion. NCBI's taxonomy places the organism in Eukaryota, Fungi, Ascomycota, Sordariomycetes, Sordariales, Chaetomiaceae. The record is from RefSeq and is a predicted model, not a curated record. Gene Ontology annotation, biological process: GABA catabolic process. Gene Ontology annotation, molecular function: pyridoxal phosphate binding.
AUGUCGGCGUGCAGAACACUCCGGAGCAGCAACGCCCUCCUGCGCGCCGUCUCUUCACCUCCGAUCGCCAGGCCCGUUGUUGGGUCUCUCGAAGCCCGUCGCCGAUUCACUGCUUCAACCCGCGCCAUGUCGUCCUUCUAUCCCUCCUGGGAGCCCGAGGGCCCUUCGGUCAAGACCGAUAUUCCCGGCCCCAAGUCCAAGGCCGCCAUCGCCGAGCUCGACGACGUCUUUGAUACGCGCAGCCUAAACAUGCUCACCGACUACACAAAGAGCGUAGGCAACUACAUCGCUGACCCGGAUGGCAAUGUCUUGUUGGAUGUGUACGCCCAGAUCGCCUCCAUCCCUCUCGGGUACAACAACCCGGCUCUGCGCAAGGCCGCCCAGAGCGAUGACAUGAUCAACGGCAUCAUCAACCGACCCGCCCUGGGCAACUUCCCCCCCGCCGAAUGGGCCAGGAUUCUCAAGACCGGCAUCCUCAAGGUAGCCCCGAAGGGACUCGACCAGGUGUUCACCGCCAUGGCCGGGUCCGACGCCAACGAGACCGCCUACAAAGCCGCCUUCAUGUGGCGCCGCCAGCGCGAGCGAGGCGGACCCAACGUCGAGUUUACCGAAGAAGAGAUGAACUCGGCCAUGAACAACCAGUCCCCCGGCGCCUCCCAGCUCUCCAUCCUCUCCUUCAAGACGGGCUUCCACGGCCGCCUCUUCGGCUCCCUCUCCACCACCCGCUCCAAACCCAUCCACAAGCUCGACAUCCCCGCCUUCGACUGGCCCCAGGCCACCUUCCCCCAACUCAAAUACCCGCUAGACCAACACGCCGCCGAGAACGCCGCCGCCGAGCGCGCCGCCCUCGACGAGGUCGAACGCCUCCUAACCACCUACCACGUGCCGCCCUGCGCGGUGGUCGUCGAGCCGAUCCAGUCAGAGGGCGGCGACAACCACGCCACGCCGGCCUUCUUCCGCGGGCUGCGCGAGGUGACGCGGAAGCACGGGGUGCUGCUGAUCGUGGACGAGGUGCAGACCGGGGUGGGCGCCACGGGCCGCUUCUGGGCGCACGAGCACUGGGACCUCCCCCACCCGCCCGACAUGGUCACCUUCAGCAAGAAGGCCCAGACCGCCGGUUACUACUUUGGCGACCCCGCCCUCAGGCCCAACAAGCCCUACCGCCAGUUCAACACGUGGAUGGGCGACCCGGCGCGCGCGCUACUGUUCAGGGCCAUCGUGGACGAGGUAAAGAAGCAUGAUUUGGUGAGGCAUACGGAGAGGGUGGGUAAUUACUUGUUUGGGAAAUUGGAGGGGCUGGCGGCGAAGUAUCCGGGCGAAUUUCAGAACUUGAGGGGGAAGGGCAUGGGCACGUUUAUUGCCUUUGAUAACCCGCGGAGGGACCAGUUCCUGGCUGUGGCGAAGAAGCUGGGGGUAAAUAUUGGUGGGAGUGGGCAGAGCGCCGUCAGGUUGCGGCCCAUGUUGAUCUUUGAGGAGAAGCAUGCGGAUAUUUUGGUGGGGGUUUUGGAGAAGAUUGUUACGUCGUGGUAG